UUCUACCUGAUUCCAUUACGAGGUUAACCAAUUUAAAUACUUUAGAUAUCAGUGGAUGUUGGUUAAUAUGUGUCUUACCCACAAAUAUUGGGUCUCUCCAAAAUCUGUCCUUCCUUUCCCUGGUAGAUACAAGAAUCUCAGAGUUACCCGAUCCUAUAUCUCGCAUCUAUAAUUUGCGACAUCUAAAUCUCUCAUUUUCAAGCGUCCAAGUUCUACCUGAUUCUAUCUCGAGGCUGACCAAUUUGCAGACUUUACAUGUCUGCUAUUGUUGGAGUUUUGAUGUGUUGCCCACAAAUAUUGGGUGUCUCCAAAAUCUAUCGUCCCUUGAUAUUUCAGGAUCCGAUAUCACAGAAUUACCCGAUUCCAUAUGUCGCAUGCACAAUUUAAAGAGGCUGGAAUUCUCAAGGUGCAAGGAGUUAAAAGCACUGCCCCAUAACCUUGGAGCUUUGACACAACUAAGAUCACUUGAUUUAUCGGAAACUGGAAUACAAGAAUUGCCUGACACUUUGACGAGCUACCUCUACAAAUUAGAGUCAGUGAACCUUGGUAGUAUAUGUAAGUUCCCCAAAGAUAUCAAGAAUUGGGUGGAAUUAAGAAGUUUCAUAUACUCGGGGAAGACAAAUGGUGCGACAAUGCCUAGAGGUUUAGAAAAGUUAACUCGCCUUGAAGAAUUAGUCCCUUACCUGGUGCGGAAAGAUAUAGAGGUCUCCACUGGAACGAGUUAUUAUUCUACUUCUAGUUCUAUCCAAGAAUUAGCAGAUCUGAACUCCCUUCGGAAAUUGAAGAUACUAAAUCUUGAGAAUGUGAGAGGUAAAAUAGACGCCGAGAGGGCGAAUCUAAAAGACAAGCAAAACAUUAAAGAUUUGACUCUACAAUGGGAACCUAAAGAAGGAGAAGGAGACGAUUUGGCUGUUGCUAUUACUGCUGCUAUGGUGCUGGAAGGUCUCCAACCUCACCCUAAUUUGGAGAUAUUUUACAUUAAUGGUUUCCCCGGUUUAGAGCCUCCGAAGUGGAUGGCUUCAUCUUCCAGUCUUCCUAAUUUAGUAAAGUUAACAUUUCAUGGCAACAAAUGUGAAAAUCUUGUAAGCCUUGGUCAGCUCUCAUGUCUUAAGAUUCUUCACAUUUUACAUAUGAAUUCAGUCAAGUGUUUGGGAAAAGAGUUUUACCAGCAAGAAGAAGUAGGAUAUAAAGGUUCUUCUGCAGCUGCAACAACAACAUUAUUCCCUUCGUUAACUGAGUUGCGCAUCCAAUACAUGGAAGACUUAGAAGAAUGGGUUGCACCUUCUCAACCUGAUAAUUCCUUUCCCUGCCUUGAGAUACUUCAAAUUAGCUUCUGCAAUAAUUUAACAUCUAUACCAGAUUUAAGUUUAUGGGCUUCAACUCUACGACACUUGGAUAUUUCCAGCUGCUUCAAGUUGAAGGAGUCAAUAGCACUCUAUGCUGAUGGUUUACAAAGAUCGGUGAAGGAUAAGGAGGAGCUUGAUAUGCUGGAUCUCUUUUCAGCUCUUUAUGGAGCACCAACAAAAGCAAGCUAAAAUUUAUGAAGGAAUUCCAGAAGCAGUCUUCGCAAAUGGACAUGACUGUCAGAUUUACACCAAUAUGUUGUCUCAUAUAUAGCACAGUAAUAAUCUUUGUAAAAAUUUGUCUCUUUGUUACAACU
This is a messenger RNA of Papaver somniferum (opium poppy), 1660 nucleotides long. RefSeq names its product putative disease resistance protein At3g14460. Lineage: Eukaryota; Viridiplantae; Streptophyta; Magnoliopsida; Ranunculales; Papaveraceae. The transcript is spliced from 2 exons. The record is from RefSeq and is a predicted model, not a curated record. The coding region runs from base 375 to 1535 and encodes 386 amino acids.